This is a messenger RNA of Trichobilharzia szidati, 2503 nucleotides long. The record is from the annotation of a GenBank genome assembly. NCBI's taxonomy places the organism in Eukaryota, Metazoa, Platyhelminthes, Trematoda, Strigeidida, Schistosomatidae.
GUGGUGGACAAAUCAAUUUCUGUUCUAUUGAAGAUCUUGUAAAAGUUGAUCACAUCGCAUCCAUACAUCCAUUCACCCACCCACCACCCAUUUGCUUAUUCAGCAGGUGUUUGUGUGUUUGGUGUACGUCUCACCUUGCUUCGUAGAAUUUUUGAUAUAUAAACGGACUCCAGUGAACCAGUCGUACACAAUACGCGGUGGAAUAAUAAUAAUAAUUCUUGCUGAGUACCCAAAAUGGAUUUCUUAAAAACAUCAUUCGGUUGGAAUAAUGCAGAGUAUAAUCAAAAUUUAGAAGAAACAUGGAAUGUAAUUUAUCAAAAUAGUAUGAAAAAUUACUAUACUAUAAUGAAUAGUUUAUCAAAAUGUACAACAUUAUCUGAAUCAACAAAUGAUACAAGUCAAUUGUGCAGUUUCAAUUCAAAUCCAUUAGCCUAUGAUUAUAAUACAGCUAUCAUUUCAACUACUAAUAAUGAUACUACUAUUAACAAUAAUAGUACUAUAGAGAAAUAUACUGAAAAUAAUGAGCAAAAUGAACCAAUUAAUCUGUGUAUUCGUGAUCAGCAUGACGCAACAGCAUACAAAAAUGGAUGUGAUAUUAAAGUUGAUAAUACGAAUAAUAAUAGUAAUAUUAUUUGUCCAAAUAAUAUUCAAUUUCAUAAUAUCAUUUCUGCUAUAACCAAUGACAGUAAUACUCAUAAUAAUAAUAACAUUAAUAACACUAAUUCACUAUAUUUCACUGAUAUUACUAACAGACUGAAUACAGGAUAUUUAAUGAAUCCAAAUUACGCAAUAAAUAUGAAUCACUCUAGUAUGACGUCAUCAGAAUUUAAACUGAUCCCGGAUUGUUUGAAUCCAUUCCUUUUAAUGAAUUUUAAUAAUAUGUAUGAUAAUAUGAGCAACAGCAAUAUCAGUAAUAAUAUUAAGGGCCAUUCAAUGUAUUCAACACUACGUACACCAUCGCCAACAAUACAACAACACCAACAACAGUCAGAAGUAGGCGGUGUAUUUCUGACAUCUACACCUGUAUGGCGUAAACAGAAAGCAUUCCAGCAUGAAAAUCUGAACAAAUCUCCAUGGCUAUCAGGAGAACAACAAGCCGGUGAAAUGCAAACAACAAAUACAGAAAAUAUGAAAUGGAGAAAAUAUUCACGACAUCCUAAUCGUUUUGGAUAUUCACGUAAUAAAGUUCUACAAGCGCAAAGAAAACUUCAGCGUAAAUUCAAUAAUCACAUUGUUAACAGUGAUCAGAAUGGUGAUCAGAAUGCUGGAGACAGUAGCAGCAUCAACAACAACAAUAAACCGCGUAUGCAUAGAUCUUCUAGUGGUAGAAGACGUCGUGUUGGUUGGCGUGGUACAACUAUAUGUGCAAAUUGUGGAAUGAUAUUUGAAGGAAUGAAUCAUUUAAAUCAUCAUUAUUCCCUAGUUCAUGGUCAUUUAUUAACAACUGAAUUGACUUCAACACAAUACUCAAAUAAUAAGACAUCGAAAUUAUUAUUUCAAGCUCAACUUGAUCUUUUAAUCUCUGAAAAAGCAUCAAAAGACGGUUGUCCGACAUCAACAUCAACACCAUCAUCAUCACUAUCCACCAGUGAUGAUCAUAUUCAACAGUCAAAAUCACCAUUACCACCACCACCAGUAUCAUCAUCAUCAGCUGAGACAGUAGUGAUAAGCGGUGAUUGUAUCAAUUCCCCCUGUGUAGAGUCAACAAUCACUACUACUUCUACUACCACAACGGCAACACUGACGUUAACGACAAUGACAACACUACCAACCCCAGCUAUUCAACCGAUAAAAAGUUAUCCAUGCCCAAAGUGUAAUUAUACAGCUAAAUGGCCAACGGAAUUACAAAAACAUGUUAUGGUACAUGCUAAUUCACGCCCGUUUGUCUGUUGUGUUUGUGCAACAAGUUAUAAAUGGAGUUGGGAUUUAGGUCGUCAUUUUACAAAUUCACAUCCUAACUUGCCUAAUCCAUAUAAACGUCAAAGGAAUAAUAAACAACAACAACAGCCACAACAACAGCAACAACAGUGGGAAGAGCCAUCCACAUUGAAACAAGAAGAUUUAUGAUAUAAAAAGCAGUAAAAUGGCUGGCUUACUAGAAGUUAUACAAAUUCCCUGCGCCUGCAUAUCUCUCACUCUAUCUGAUUGAAUAUACCGAUUAUCCACUGCCUUACUUUCUUAUAUAUACAUAAAUAUUAUGCCUAUUUUUAUAUACUUAUAUAGACAGAAUAACACUUCCUUUAUUUGUUUAUUCGUUAAUGACGUCAUAAUCAUGCAGUCUUACGAAACAAUAGACAAUGAUUACUACUCAGGGAAGGAAGGUAGACGGCAGGUUUUGCUUUAUUCCUCAGGAAAAUGUGAGAACUAUACAUAUUUGCAUAUGCAUAUUUUUGAUCUAGUUCAAUUGAUUUUUUAGUGUAUACAUGAAUAUUUUUCUCUUAAAGAUGCUGAUUUUUAUCUCAUCUUCUGCCCCCCCCCCAACCCAGCGGUGGGGGCCUCCUUA